UAUUGCAGGUGGCAUUUGAAACAUGGUUAGCUUGAGGAGGCGCCGGCUUAUGGGGUUUUGUUCUGGAAAAGAUUCGUUACCAGUUGAUUGUGCAAAGCCUAUUGAGAAUGAAAAUUCUGUGGAAGUUGCACGCCCUAACAUAAAGCCAUUCAGUGUGCACCCACUGCCCCUGACAAAAACUUCUGAUGUACUUCCAGAAUCUUCAAAUGGCUCUGAUUCUUUGAAGGAAGAGAAAAACCAGUACUAUCCAGGAAAGGAAAUCAAGCGCAGAAAACGACAUAGAAGAAAGCAGUAUGUGGACCAAGAGCCAUGCAUAAUGAGAGGGGUCUAUUUCAAAAACAUGAAAUGGCAAGCUGCUAUAAAAGUUGACAAGAAACAAAUUCACUUAGGUACUGUCGGGACACAGGAGGAAGCAGCCCGACUAUAUGAUAGAGCUGCUUUUAUGUGUGGAAGGGAGCCAAACUUUGAACUUUCUGAGGAAGAGAAGAAAGAACUGCAGAAGUACACCUGGAAGGCCUUCUUGGAUAUGACUCGCGACACCAUAACCAGCAAAAAACAAAGGAAAGUUGGGUUGCUAAGGCGCAACAAGACAGACGUCCUCGUAGGACAGAGUGAUGGUGAUACUGAGAUGAUCAAUGGUGGUGGCUCAUCACACUCUGAAGAUGGAGAUGCUGAGACCUCAGCAUCUUAGAUUGCCAACAGAUUUCAUGCUCAUGCACAGCCAGAUCAACUCUUUCAACGAUUCAUUUCAAUGAAGACAUAAUUUCCAUUUAGGUUUUUUGUUCUCCCAAUAAUUAAUUACAUGUGCAUAAGGGACCUGAUGGUCUGAUAAAGGUUAGGCUAGAGAAAUCAUGCCGUCCCAUAUAAUGUUGGAGAUGGUCCAAUUAUAGGAACACAUUUCUCUGAGCAAAAUGAGCAAUCAUGUAUAGUACACCAAUUCCAGAACUGUAUAUCUAUCUAUCUAUCUAUAGGUUUACCACAAAUUUCCCAACAUGUAACUAGAUUACACAUUUUAAAGAAAUUUCCUUUCCAUUAUUGUAUUUUUCAAGGAAGCAUCAAACUGUGUCAGUUGCAAUUAUCCAUUCAACAGUAAUAUGCCAGUUUCCAGAGGAGAAUAAAACCUGUUUUCUCUCUGGCCCUACGGAAUGUGGAAAA
Oryza brachyantha (malo sina) is the source of this 1155-nucleotide messenger RNA. Its product is annotated as ethylene-responsive transcription factor-like protein At4g13040. Gene Ontology annotation, molecular function: DNA-binding transcription factor activity; DNA binding. Gene Ontology annotation, biological process: regulation of DNA-templated transcription. The record is from RefSeq and is a predicted model, not a curated record. The transcript has 6 exons. Lineage: Eukaryota; Viridiplantae; Streptophyta; Magnoliopsida; Poales; Poaceae. The coding region runs from base 23 to 691 and encodes 222 amino acids.